GCUCAGCAGCUGCAGCCAUCGCACCUUUAACAAAAGCAGGAGCAACUAAAUAAGAAUCCUCAUCAUGAAAUUCCUGUGUGUCUUCGUUGCGUUGGCCCUGUGCCUGGCAAGCUGCCUGGCGGCUGUUUCUGAGCCCGCAGUAGCAGCUGAAGCAGCGCCUGAAGCUGAGCUGGAGUCGACAGUGGGCGAGAAGAAGACGGAAAAGCGUGGCAUCUAUGGCUUUGGCUAUGGUCAUUAUGGCCAUGGGUAUGGCGGCUAUGGACUAGGACAUGGACAUUAUGGCGGCUAUGGCCUGGCCACACCUUACUAUGGCGGCUAUGAGUACGUGCAUCACGCUGCGCCCUACUAUGGAGGCCAUCAUGGCUAUUACCCGUAUCAUCAUGGUCAUUAUGGUUACUAUUGAGCUUAGCUGGGACUUAUGAUAUCGCAUUAUAUACAAACACUCAUCGCUACAC
Messenger RNA from Drosophila hydei, 455 nucleotides. Its product is annotated as pupal cuticle protein Edg-91. Bases 65 to 403 code for a protein of 112 amino acids. The transcript is spliced from 2 exons. NCBI's taxonomy places the organism in Eukaryota, Metazoa, Arthropoda, Insecta, Diptera, Drosophilidae. The record is from RefSeq and is a predicted model, not a curated record.